AUGAACCUCCCUAUUCUCGAAAGUACCUCUGAAUUGUCAUGCGAAGCUAAGGAGGAAGUGGAAUCACUCACUUUACGACUCGCUAAAACUCAACAACAAUUGACCAUUAUAGAAAACAAACUUCGAUAUGCUCUAAAGAACAAGUCAAAGAAGCGGCCUCGUGUAAAACUGGAUCAAAAUGCCUUGAUCUUGGACCUGCUUAAAUAUGUUCAGGUUGAGGGAAGUGGAAAUGCUGAUGGAAGGGAUUCAAAUGAUAAGGAAGAACAUGAAAGCAACACCGACCACUCAGACUGA
Magnusiomyces paraingens is the source of this 294-nucleotide messenger RNA. RefSeq lists its product as uncharacterized. The record is from RefSeq and is a predicted model, not a curated record. The transcript has 2 exons. The coding region runs from base 1 to 294 and encodes 97 amino acids. Lineage: Eukaryota; Fungi; Ascomycota; Dipodascomycetes; Dipodascales; Dipodascaceae.